UCAGGUUGCUUCCCCUCUGUAGUACAAAAGAGCUGCUUUUGUGCUUUACGGUAAAAUUCUCUGGAAUUAUCUUCAGGGACCACUCAGCCCCAUAAAAGAGGGUACUGCUGAGACAGGAGGAAUUAGGAAGAAGGCUGUGAAGGACCCAGCUUGUAGCACCAUGAAGAACUUCCCCACGGCUUUCCCUCUUUUCCUGGUUUUUAUCCUGAGUGUCCAUCUUGGAGCUGCUGCACGUGGCAGUGAUGUGGCUAAGUUCUGCUGCUUUCGAUACACCCACAAGAUCCCUCCCUGGAGGUGGGUGAGUAACUAUGAAUUCACCAGGAAUAGCUGCUCCCAGCAGGCUGUGAUAUUCACCACCAAAAGAGGCCAGAAACUCUGUGCAACACCGAGGGAAGCAUGGGUGCGAAAAUACGUGUCUUUACUAAGAGCCCGGCAACAACCGUGACCGCCGAAUUCUCAGUCCAAAACGCCUGGAUCCUGCUCUGUUCUUGGCUUUGCCCCCCUUGGUGGAGCCUGAAGAAUUUCUCCAACAGAAGGCUGCAUGGGUCUGGUGGGGAGGACAGGAUAUUUCUCACCAGCCUUUUCUUUUUUUUUAAUAAAGAUUUCAUUUGCUCAAUAAACAUUCUAAUUCAAUAAAAACUGAGUUUUCUUCAAAGAAAAUAAAGCAGUCGAUAUUUGCAGCUGACGGCCUGGCAAGUCUCCAAUCCCUGAACUGACCCUGGUAUUGAAUUCUGCCUCAUGUUUUUGUUUGGGCAAAAAAAGCAGGGACAAUGUUAAUAUAUUUUGGCAAAAUGCCCAUGAAAUGUCUUAACAUUAUUUAGAGAGACAAGUUUAUGUUGUAUG
This is a messenger RNA of Aethalodelphis obliquidens (Pacific white-sided dolphin), 843 nucleotides long. It is a transcript of the gene CCL26, whose product is annotated as C-C motif chemokine ligand 26. The transcript has 3 exons. The coding region runs from base 161 to 445 and encodes 94 amino acids. Gene Ontology annotation, cellular component: extracellular region. Gene Ontology annotation, molecular function: chemokine activity; CCR chemokine receptor binding. Gene Ontology annotation, biological process: inflammatory response; positive regulation of cell migration; positive regulation of GTPase activity. The record is from RefSeq and is a predicted model, not a curated record. NCBI's taxonomy places the organism in Eukaryota, Metazoa, Chordata, Mammalia, Artiodactyla, Delphinidae.